Messenger RNA from Aureobasidium uvarum, 1008 nucleotides. Lineage: Eukaryota; Fungi; Ascomycota; Dothideomycetes; Dothideales; Saccotheciaceae. The record is from the annotation of a GenBank genome assembly.
AUGGGUGACAUCAAGGUUCCGCUGCUCUCAGUUGCCAACUGGNNGGGCGGCAUCUUGCUCCAUCUUCGCGGAAACAUCGAAGGAUUCGCCCACGCCGGUUCCGAGUUCAAAUAUCUCCGCUGUAUCACUGGUCGUCACGAUCUCCCCUUCUACUACAAUGAAGAGGUCGAGAUCCAACGCAGCUUCCUCGACGCCUUCCUCAAGGGCGAAGACAAAGUCGGUUGGGCUACCAAGGGCAAGGUCCCCAUGGUAGACAUGGUCCUCCGCAAGGGAGACGUCGGCUUCAACGACUCCAAAGCAGAGCAAACAUACCCCAGAAGACAAGAGAACGAGUGGCCUAUUGCCAGAACACAAUACACAAACUACUAUCUCACACCCGAGAAGGAGCUCGUCACAUCUACUCCCUCAGGGAAGGCCAAGCUCGGCUACAGAGCUUUGGGCACGCUCGACAAGCCUGAGGUGAUGCAGUUUACUACUCCUGCGUUCGAGAAGGAGACUGAGAUCACUGGUCAUAUCACAGCUCGUCUCAACGUCUCCCUGACUCCUGAUACUACUGGACCUACUCCCACCGACAUCGACCUCUUUGUCACUCUCAGACACAUCUCGCCCGAAGGCAAGGAAGUAUUCUACACAGGAACCGCCGGAGACCCAGUACCGCUCUGCAAGGGCUGGCUUCGUGUUUCCAUGCGCAAGACAAACCCUGAGCACUACAAGCACCGUCCUUACCUUCCCCACAGAGACUACUUCAGCACCGAUAAGCUGCCUGUCCUUCCAGGAGAGGUAUACCCCGUCGACAUUGAAGUCUGGCCCACCAACGUCGUUGUCGACAAGGGCGGCAAAAUCAUCUUCGAGGUUUCGAGUGGUGACACCCAGGGCUCUGGCAUCUUCGGCCACAAUGACUCUGUUGACCGAUCCGAGGAGAAGCUUAAGGGUACAAACUUUGUUCACUUCAGCGACAAGUUUGUCAACUAUGUCACACUUCCCAUCAUUCCUCCCAAGGAAGAGUAG